Molecule: messenger RNA, 555 nt
Organism: Zootoca vivipara (common lizard)
Lineage: Eukaryota; Metazoa; Chordata; Lepidosauria; Squamata; Lacertidae
Source: RefSeq, a predicted model, not a curated record
AUGAACCCAUUUCUGGAAGGUGUCAUACAGGAAUUCAAAGCAAAAGUCACUCUGGAUCCAGAGACGGCUCACCCCCAGCUCAUCCUGUCUGAGGAUCGCCUGAGUGUGACCUGCGGAGAUAGGUGUGCAGAGGUGUCUGACAACCCGAAGAGAUUCAACCAGCUCACGGUGGUGCUGGGGAAAGAGGUGUUCACAGAAGGCCGAUAUAGUUGGGAAGUUACCGUGGGGAAUGGAGAAGAAUGGGCUCUGGGGGUGGCCCGGAAAUCUGUGAGGAGAAAGGGCAUGUUCAACUUCACUCCCCAGGAAGGGGUCUGGGCUAUGGGGAAGUGGAGGGGUCAGUACAGGGCCCUCAGUGACAAUCUUUAUCACCUGCACCCCAACGGCGAGCUCAAAAGGAUCCGAGUGACUCUGAACUAUACUGGGCAGCGAGUGGCCUUUUUCGAUGUCGACAGAGGAAACGCCCUCCUUGCCUUUUCAGGAGGUUCCUUCUCUGGAGAAGCCCUUCUCCCCUUCUUCUGGCUGCAGGAAAGAGCCCAUCUCACGCUCUCUCCGUAG